UCACUCACACACACACACACACACAUCAAAUUGAAAGGUGAUUAUUGUUGCCAACAACAUUCGAUCCACGUUGAAUUCUCCUGGUGUUGUAGGUUUGAGCAUGGACAGUGAAGAUGGAAUGGUGAUGAUCAGAAACGCAGAGAUCGACACAAGAGCCCCUUUCCGGUCAGUGAAGGAGGCCGUUAUGUUGUUCGGGGAGAGAGUUCUCGCCGGGGAGGUCUAUGCCAAUAAACUCAAAGAGAUGCAGAAUGAAGCUAGUGAAAAUGAGCAAGCCCAUUCAAGGCUUGGAACUGUGACGGCUGAGCUAGAAGAGACGAAGCAAAGCCUCCAAAAGGCGCAAGAAGAGAGCAUGCUAAUGGCUACUUGCCUCUCUGCCUUACAAGAAGAGCUCGAACAGACGAAAAUAGAGCUGCAACAGCUAAAAGAACGAGAAUUCGCGAAGCAAGGAAUGGAGUCGGAGAUCGAAGACCUCAAAUUUGUUGAAGAUUCACCAAAAUUUCAUGUCAAAACACGAACAAGUGAUGAAGGAGCUGAGUUUCAGAAGAAGAGAUAUGUAACUUUUGCAAACCCACCAUCAUUAACGCAGGUUAUAAUGCCACAAGCUGCUGAAGCUGUACUAGAAAGGCACCCAUCACUGAAGAAGAAGAAAAAGAAGCCAUUGAUACCAAUGAUUGGAGGGAUCUUUUCCAAGAAGAAAGGAAGCUCUGAAGUUGCAUCAUCACGAACUUGACAAUCAAUUUCCUUAUGAAAAUUAUGAUGCAGUUCAACUUCAAUAAAGUCAAUUCAAUUUGACUCGGUAUAAAAAUCAGCCUCCAGAUGAAAUCAAAGUCUGAGUGAGAUACUUACGUUUUAUGAUCA
Messenger RNA from Ilex paraguariensis (yerba mate), 858 nucleotides. The record is from the annotation of a GenBank genome assembly. NCBI's taxonomy places the organism in Eukaryota, Viridiplantae, Streptophyta, Magnoliopsida, Aquifoliales, Aquifoliaceae.